AUGAACAAAUUUUAUAUUCAAAUCGCUUUAUUUCUUUUAAGUCUCUCCGUAUAUCUGAAUAAUAAAACCCUCGCAGCUGAGGCUGCUCCAGGAAAAUCCACAAAAACCAAAUCAAAAAAUAGUUAUGCUACUUCAGAAGAAAUAUUUGAAAAAAACAAGCACUUAUUAUGUACCAAUCCCGAAGAAAUAAAAAACGCGGAAAAACUUAUGAACGAAGUUAUAACACAUUUAAAAUAUCAUGCUACAAGUAAAAAGGGUUAUAAACCUAUAGGGCAUAUUCAUCAUAAUAAGAUGGUUUAUUACAAAAAAAAACAUCAAGGCCAUAUAGGUGUUGUAAAGGUCACAUAUAGAAAGAAUGGCUCGAAUAAGUUUAAUAAAGUAGUAGGCAAAAUAUGGGAUCCUGAUAUUAUCACUCCGGUCGAGUAUAAAUAUACUAAAACCAAAGUUUCUCGUGUGUACAAUCCAAAUUUAGUAAUGAUACAACAACGUUUCAAAAAGUGGCCGUGGAGCAAUGAGAAAUAUUUUUAUGCUUUAGCUACAAAGGUUGAAGUAUCAAAAUAUGAAACUAUAAUUGCCAUGACAUCAGCAAAUAUAAAUGAUCACAACCCUUCCGAUAUAGAAUAUAAAAACAUAUUAAUAGAAAGCGCAAAUUCAUUCACAACUGACAUUGAUUCUGAAGAUGAUAUUCGAAGCGGAAAAUUAAAAAAAACGUUCGUUAAGUUAGCUGGAUACUUAAUUCAAAAAUGCGAAACUUAUGUCAGUGUCACCUAUAUCAACUCUAUUGAUGGAAAUCGUUACAUUGAGAUAUAA
Molecule: messenger RNA, 810 nt
Organism: Plasmodium vinckei vinckei
Lineage: Eukaryota; Apicomplexa; Aconoidasida; Haemosporida; Plasmodiidae
Product: fam-a protein
Exons: 6
Coding region: 1-810 (269 amino acids)
Source: RefSeq, a predicted model, not a curated record